UGUUUUCUGCAUGGAAUUUCAUUCGAGUUUUAAAUAUCGAACUUGUUGGACGUUUAUCACUUCGCGCUCGCUGAAAAAGACAAUUCGUGUAGUUUAUUCAUAUUUGCAUAAAGAAUAUAAAUAUAUAUAGGAGGCAAAGUAGCACACACUCGUGAGAAAAUGGGAUUAAAUUGUGGAGCAAGUCUCAUCAAAUAUGUGUUGUUUGUGUUCAACCUCAUCUGCGCCAUUGGAGGCAUUGCAUUAAUGGCUGUUGGUGGCAUUGCUUUGAAGAAAAUUGACGAAGUCAAAGAUGUCUUCAAUGAUGGAGAUCAUCCUGGAUUCUUCCCAGCAGCGAUCAUUGCUUUGGGUGCCUUAAUCUUUAUCAUUGCAUUCUUUGGUUGUUGCGGAGCCAUUCGCGAAUCACAAUGUCUUUUGAAUCUCUACGCACUUUGCUUGCUUAUUGUUAUCGUUCUUCAAGUGCUUCUCUCAAUUUACGUUAUUGUUUACAACAGAGAUGUUCAAGAAACUGCAAUGAAAGGGUGGGAUCGUAUUUGGGGUGGUCGUUCAGUCGCUGAAAUCAACAGACGUACAAUCGAUAAAGUCCAAGAAACAAUUCAUUGUUGUGGCAGUCAAUAUCCCCUUGAUUGGGGACUUGCCAUUCCCAGAUCGUGUUGCGAUCCAAAUUCACAAGUCUGCAAUGAGCUUUACUCAUAUCGCAUUGGUUGUAAACAACAAAUUAGAAACAUUACCGAAAACUAUUCUGCAUGGAUCGCAUAUUUGUCGCUUGUCAUGGCCGUUAUUGAGCUUGUCGGUGUCAUCUUUGGCUGUUGCUUGAGCUCCAACAUUCGAAAUAGCUCCAGGUUGUCUUUCUAAUUUUUUUGUUGUUUUUUCGGCAAUUUUGUUUUUGUGGAUGGUUCAUGGGAAACGCAAAUUGUCUCACUUACACACACGCAAAUUCGAAGAAAAAAAAUAUUCAUAAAUUUCGAUAGCAAAAUUUAAUCAACAAAUAAAAAUUUUUAAUAUUUUAGAAUAAUUUAAAUCAUCAAGUCGUUUACAUCACUUGUGAACCAUUCCCAAGAUUUUAAAUUAAAUCAUAAGCAAUUUCUUGUGAUUUAAUGCUUUUAAUUUCAUGCUUAAAAUGUUUUGUUGUGACUAACAAAAACUUUUUUUUUCCCAUUCCCAUUACAGAUACGAUUAGAACGCUUCAAAAUUUGAUUCAUUAAUUUUAACGUCUCAUAAAAACAUUUUCAUCUUCCCACGCACCUUUCAAGAACCGAAACCUUUCUGUCCUCCACUUGAAUCCUCGUAUUAUUAACUUGAAUAAUUCAAUACAAAUUCACGUAAAUGUGAACUGCUGUCAAAACUGAAUCUUUCUUUUUAAAAAUUUAUGUAAGAUUAAAAAUUGAAACUCAUCUUUGUAUCAAUCAAGCACAAAUUUAUUUGAUUAAGUAAGAAAUCAACAAAAAGUAAAGGAGAAUGAAUCAUCGCUGCUUGUUUUGCUUCAGCAAUGUUUUACUACGAUAUAUCAUAAGUUGAAUGCAUUAAAAUUUAUUUACUUAUAAUAAUACUUUCAAUGUAAACUUCAAACGAAAAUUCAAGAUAAUAAAGAUGAUGAUGAUGAACUUUCUAAGAUAAAA
Messenger RNA from Clunio marinus, 1616 nucleotides. Lineage: Eukaryota; Metazoa; Arthropoda; Insecta; Diptera; Chironomidae. The record is from the annotation of a GenBank genome assembly.